GCCUCGACGAGCGACUGCGGCGACGUCAUUCGGAAGCUCGAGGAGAACGCGCCAGGCUCUCUGCAUCAGUGCUCAGCUCCAGUCUCAUGGCCAGAGAUCUCCAUACCCACCACUGUCAUGACACUUGACAGGCACACUCUCUCUCGCCUCGGGGCCGCACAUUCGCUGCUGCGGUGGUUCAAGCUCGGCAGUCGCUGUUGAGAGUCACGUUGGUGGUUCGGCGUCGGGGAGCGAUAACCGAGGCGUGGUUGCGAUUGUAGGGAGCGCCUAGGCACACACUGGAGUGGCGAUUUGGUGGGGGACCCGAGUGGGUGAAAUCGUUAGGGUGAGGAGGUGAUAGAUGACAGGAAGCGUGUGCAAGUAGCGGUGGGGGACAAGAGAGUGUGUGCGUGGGUGCUUGCGAGGCGAUCAGGGGAGACUAGUGAAAUCUCGGAUCGGUGCUGCUGGUGGCGGCGAGCGAGAGAUUAUCAUUACGAGUAAUCUCAACUCGGAUGCACACGACGACAUUUUCAAGAGUUCCUGAAAUUAUUUGCGGGGAUUCAAGGCCGUCUUUCAAAAUGUUGGCGACCUGUUAGGUGCACCAACUAUCGCCCUCUGCGGUCACUUGACCAUGCGUAUUGCAAGUGUCUAGAUUGCUGACCAGCAGGUUGUAUUAAGGUUCCGAGAUUCCGCUUCCCAAGUUCCGAGGUAGAACCGAAGAGACACCGUCGCAAGCUUCAACAAAGAACACGAAACCACAGUACAUAUGGCUUCCCUUGUGCAGUUGCGCAUACUGUCGGAGUUUGUGGUGAGAGCGAAUAGAGUUACUCGGCGGAGGGAUGGCACCAUCAAUCGCUGGCUAGCGGACACACUUGAGAAGAAGGUUCCGGCUAAUCCGAUUCCAGUGAAGGGAGUAUCCUCGGCGGAUGUCACAAUUGACGCCGAGGCCGGAAUAUGGGCUCGGGUGUUUAGUUUGACCGAGGAGAUAGAGGAGACUUCGUUGCCAACGGCAACCGACGGAAAUCAGAGGCUGUUCAAGACGAUGCCAAUCAUCCUCUAUUACCAUGGAGGCGGAUUUGCCGUUCUUUGUCCUAAUUUCUAUUUGUACGAUAUAUUCUGUCGGCGCUUGGCUAGAAAAUGUAAUGCAAUUGUUAUAUCUGUGCAUUAUAGGAGAGCACCAGAGUUCAAAUUCCCCACAGCAUACGACGACUCGUACAAAGCCAUGGAGUGGCUCCAGUCGAAGGAAGCAACUGUCUCCCUUCCCCCAAACGUGGAUUUCUCCCGUGUAUUUCUGAGUGGAGACAGUGCGGGCGGUAAUAUUGCCCAUCAUGUGGCGCUGCGAGCAGCUGGAAAGGAUCUGGGUCGCUUGAGCCUUAAGGGCUUGGUGCUGAUCCAACCCUUCUUCGGAGGGGAGGAAAGGACCUCUGCAGAGCUCCGCCUCAAGAAUGUUCCAAUAGUUUCUGUGGAGAGCUUGGAUUGGCACUGGAAGGCCUACUUGCCUGAAGGCGCCAAUCGAGAUCACCCUUCCUGCAAUAUCUUUGGGCCUAACUCUCCAGACCUGUCGGAUGUUCCAUUGCCGCCAAUUCUGAACAUUGUCGGCGGCCUCGACAUCUUACAAGAUUGGGAGAUGAGAUAUUCGGAAGGUAUGAAGAAAGCCGGAAAGGAGGUGCAAACGAUUUUCUACGAGGAGGGAAUUCAUACCUUCGCUCUCCUGAAUCAGGCUAAGCUUGCAUCACAGAUGUUACUUGACGUUGCGGCCUUCAUCAACAGCCAUUAGGGCGUGUUUAUUGUAAGAGCUGAAAGGCAGCUCUACUUCAAUUCCCUUCUCUAUUCCUACGAAGAAUUUAUUCUACAUGAGGUUACAGCAGACAAUCAGCUCGUCGCUUUGUACAUAUCAUAGUACUCUGGCACACAAGAUGCCUGAAAAAUAGGAGCAACAGCAGACCACGUAAGUUAAAUGUUAUCAGCUCCUGUUGGUAAGUCUACUGAUUGUGCAGUGAAAUUGAAGGACUACGACAUUUUCCUUUCAAAUGAAACUUGUCAUUAAUGAACGAAAAAGAUUCCAUUUCAUACGACGAUCAGAAGACUGAAAUUUAAGAAGCCUUCUUAUCGGUAUGAAAAUUAUUGGAAACUUUUCUCAUUAGUUGAUCGAUGCAAAGGUAUGAUUAAGUGGCCUCUUGUGGUUCUGACAAUGUAAAACAAGUAAUAAAACAUGUCAAUAAA
Physcomitrium patens is the source of this 2202-nucleotide messenger RNA. The record is from RefSeq and is a predicted model, not a curated record. Lineage: Eukaryota; Viridiplantae; Streptophyta; Bryopsida; Funariales; Funariaceae.